AUGGUAAAUGUACUAGGACCUGAUGUUCAUGUCAAGAACAUUGGAAGGAUCCACUUCGUCCAGUUCGCUCCUGAGGGAGUGUUUGGUUGGAUUUUAAAAGACCCCUUGCUCAUUGAUUCUUUAGUAAGAGAACCAGUUAAAAUUCUGGAGAGAGAUUUCAGGAAGAAACGAAACGCUGAUCAAAAUGAGGUUUCCGAGCCUCUUCCACGGAUCCCAAAUCCCAUCGCAUGUCUGUCCCCAAAUGAUAUGCUCAUCUUUCAGCUCACCAUCAACCACACGGACCGCCACUACAGUCACUUCCCCGUGUACCAGAAGGAUCACCUGUUCAGCAGUAACCCUGGCUGGGAUUUUGGGGCAUUUAGACGCCUGCAGCAUCUUGUCAAACACACACAGCUAAAUUCCAGCAGAUUUGCGCAUGUGUUCCUGGAGCCGGGAAAGUAUGUGUUCCUGGAUAACGCAGUUCCUGACUGGAGUCUGAUAGUGGUCGUGAGUGAACAGGGCUCCGAGUGCAACCCCACAACAGCUGCAUUCCAGCCGACGACCCCUGCGCAGCUUGUGCGACACGGGAUUGUUAAACAACACAGUUUAAACCUGCUUCCAGACUGGGGGCUCAUCACAGGGAUCUUGUCUCUGUUGGUUUUGCUGAUAAUAGUGUUGACAGCCUCUGCUCUGGUCUUGAGGCCUAAUCGGUCCAACCUCAUCGCUCAAGGGAGGCCAAAGCCCAAGUGGCGCAGCUUGGGUGAACCCAGUGUUCCUAUUGAAUAUGUUUAUAAUACAGAAAGUGUGGACAGCUCUGAGGCACUAGGUCUGAGAGGGGAAGGAGAGGGAGCAGAAUCAGAGGAACCUGCUGUUUGCAAAGGAGGUUUCAGAACUACACUAAUGGAGCUGGAGGAGUUUAAUGUGAAAACGCUGUAUGACAAGUUAGAGGAUCAGAAUUUACAUCUGGCAUCCCAGCUGGCAAAGCACCGCAAAGACACACAGGAGUUUUACAGGAACAUCUGUCACCAAAUUGAUGCUCUGAGGGACACACUAGAAAAUAUGGAGCCCUCAAAACUGAACCAGCUGAAGAAAAUACUAGACAACGAAGUUCUGAUAAAAAGAGAAACUGCUCAUGAGCCGUGGAUGGGGCUGAUGGAGGCCGUGCUGAGAUCUUUGGAGGGAGUGCUGUGCAGAAUGAAUGGAGAGGUCUGGCAGCAACAGGACAGCACUGAAACAAACAGCCACAGAGACACUCGAGAGAGUGAACUUCACACCAGAUACACUCAGUUUUCUCCUGCAGACCUGUCAGAGUUUAAAGUGGGUGCAGAUACAGAGGCAGCUUCCACAGAUCCAGGUCAACAGCAGAGCACCAUCCCCUGCGUGAGUGAAGAGGAACUGGCCAAGUUUGUGUCUCUGACUCCUCUGUCCAAAACACUGCAGGAAAUAAAGGAAUCGCUCCAGACUCUCACCCACACGUCCGUCACAGAGGACGUAAUUAUCAGCCCAGCAGAGGGUGAACCAUCGCACCUGAUCCCUGUUGCCCUUGACAGCCUUUCCCCAAAGCAUUUUGCUGUCUUCCUGUUUGGCUGCCAUGUUGUGCGUUUACUGAGCAGAGCUUGUUCCUUCCCCUCUGUCGGGCUGCUUUUGGCCAGGACGGUGCCGGUCUCUCACUGUGAUAACCUGCUGGCCUACUGCCAUAAAGACUUUUAUUAUGACACAGCCAAUCAAAUUCUGUACAUCCUAGAGAAGAAGCUUCAAAAUGCUGGCCAGUUCAUCUCCAUUAUCUUACACUCAAUGGCCUUUAUCACCUCAGGCUCAAAAUCUCUUGAAUUCAUAAAAGCCUUCCACUUGGCCGUUUCGGCAUUAAGCAUGCAGUUGUUUCAUCACUCUUUCACUGAGGAUCAGAGGAAAGGAAAGAUGGAUGAGGAAAACACACCGGAGGCCUUUGGAACAUUAGUAGAAGACUUCUUCAGUGUAAAAAUACCUCCUGAAACGCAUUUCACUGAGCACCUGCUGGCAGAGAGACUUCAAGUUUAUAAAUACUUCAAGUUGGAACAGCUCCUCCAAGGACUUAAACCAACUCUAAGAGACAGACACGGAGAUGGACAAGGGCAAACUGGCCUAAAAACACAAGUCCCAGCGCUGUGUAUGGAAAGAGAAAUAAACAGACUUGAUGAAGUUUACCAGCAGUUCUCCUCUGAGCUCCACAGGGCCACACACAUACGCAGCCCACCGGAGAAGAAAGAGCCCAGGUUUGACAAACCGCUUCAGGAGCAGCAGGCGAUGCUGGAGCUGCAGAAGUGUACGGUGGAUCAGAGACUGAAGGAGAUGAGGGACAGAUUUUCUAAACUGAGCUCAAGCCAGCGAGCGAGUCCUAAUGAAGACAGACCGGCUCACAGCACACUCCUGGCACAGGAAGACAACCAGACUCCCAGCAAAUGCAAACCAGACAGUGGAGGAGAAGAGAAACAGACACCUGCUGCAGGACAGUCCAGAAACAAGAAGAAGCAGAGGGAGCAUAUGGACAAAGAUGAGGAAAAGGGUCUGACUGCGUGAGGAAUCAUGUUUGAAUAUAUUUCUUGUCUUAAAAACCAUUUAAUUCUUAAAGAUCUUACAAGUUACAAUCAUUUUAUCCAUUCAUUAUGACUGAAACGUGUGUGGCACAGUCAAAGCCAGUCUGAAGAUAUUUAAUGUUUAAUGCACAGUUAUGAUGAGCAGGGCGAGAUGAAAUAGAAACGGAAACCAAAAUGUCCUUUCAGUUGUCACUUGUAGAUGUCACAAGACAAAACUCACAUGGAGGAGUUGGAUUUAACAUUUAACACCCCUGGUUUAGAAGCAGUGUAAAGCUAUACAACUUAGCAAAUGUAGUCCCAACCUUAAAACCGUCAAUCUUUAGGUGUGUUUUUAAAUUUCCAUCAGUGUAUGCAUAUAUUUACACUACUGUUCAAACAUUUAGGACUGGUAAGAUUUUUAAAUGUUUUAGAAAGAAGAUGCAUUUAUUUGUUAAAAAAAAUAUGGUAAAAAAAAAACAAUAAUAAUGUGAAAUAUUAUUACAAUUUAAAAUACUGUUUACUAUUUGAAUACAUUUUAAAAUGUCAUUCCAGUCUUCAGUGUCACAUGAUCCUUUAGAAAUCAUUGUAAUAUCAAGAGACAUUUCUUAUAAUAAUCAGUGUUGAAAACAGUUAUAUUUGUGGAAACCGAGAUACAUUUUUGUUUGGGAUUCCUAAAAUGAACAUACAGUUCAAGAGCACAGCAUUUAUUUGAAGAAUUAGUGAUUACUGUCACUUUUGGUCAGUUUAAUGCAUCAUAUCUGAAUGAAAGUAUUCAUUUCUUUAAAAAAAAUCUUACUGACCUCAAACUUUUGAAUGUC
Messenger RNA from Carassius gibelio (silver crucian carp), 3349 nucleotides. RefSeq lists its product as uncharacterized. The record is from RefSeq and is a predicted model, not a curated record. The coding region runs from base 1 to 2535 and encodes 844 amino acids. Lineage: Eukaryota; Metazoa; Chordata; Actinopteri; Cypriniformes; Cyprinidae. The transcript has 18 exons.